AUGAAGGGCACCAAAGAUCGUCUCGCCAACGGCAGCGCUGACAUAAACAGUCCUCCUAAUGGUUUCUAUCAUCGAGAACAGACUCCGUUACACACCAUCAUAGUUGGGGCUGGGUUUGCUGGCAUCUCAUUGGCAUAUGUUUUGGGCAGACCUGGACAUGCAGUGGAAGUCCUUGAAGCUGCGACAGUCAUCAAAGAGGUUUGA
Molecule: messenger RNA, 204 nt
Organism: Rhinocladiella mackenziei CBS 650.93
Lineage: Eukaryota; Fungi; Ascomycota; Eurotiomycetes; Chaetothyriales; Herpotrichiellaceae
Exons: 1
Coding region: 1-204 (67 amino acids)
Source: RefSeq, a predicted model, not a curated record